CUCGCAUCAAACCCUAAACCCCGCGUAUUUUUGCCUCUCUUCAUCCCCUUAAUCCGAGCCCCAACAAUGGCGGCAGCUUCUCUUGACGCACAGAAGGCCAAGGAAGUUCUACGCCAGGUGGAGUUCUAUUUCAGUGAUAGCACUCCGCGGGACAACUUCUUGAAGAAGGCCGUGCAGGAGAGUGAGGAUGGAUUGGUGAGCUUGGCCUUGAUCUGCUCGUUUGCACGGAUGAGGAAUCACCUUGGCUUGGGGAAUGUAAAGCCGGAGGAGGUGCCGGAGGAGACUGUGCAAGCCGUUGCUGAGACUUUGAGGAAGUCUGUUGCUUUGAAAGUAUCGGAGGAUGGGAAGAAGAUAGGCAGAAGUACUGAAUUGUUGAAGCCAGAAGAGGUCAUAGAGCAAGUAGAUUCUAGAACAAUUGCUGUAUCCCCUUUACCUUAUGAUGUUAAGCUUGAAGAUGUUGAGGCUUUCUUUGGAAAACUAGCAAAGAUAAACAGUGUCAGGCUGCCUCGUCAUGUCUCUGAAAAAAAGCAUUUCUGUGGCACUGCUUUGGUUGAAUUUUCUGUGGAAGAAGAUGCCAAGAAGGUUUUAGAGGACAACUUAGUUUAUGCUGGCAUAGAGCUAGAGAUAAAACCCAAAAAGGAAUUUGAUGCUGUAAGGGAAAAGCAGCAAGAGGAAUAUGAACAAUCAAGGUCUCUUAAGAAGGAUGGUUCAGAUGGAAGCUAUCCUAAAGGUUUAAUUGUUGCAUUUAAGUUGAAGAGUAUUCCUGGUGAAGGUUCUACUGAAGAAAAUUGUCAGGAGAAGGCUAAUGAAAGUGUAGAGGUCCCUGAAAGAGAAACUGAGAAUGUCACUGCAAGUGCAACAGCUGAGGGUGAACCGAUGGCAUCUCACUCUUUGGAAGAUGCUGAAAAAAAUGUAGAAAAAGAUGGUAACUUACAGGAUUCUGAAAAUAAGGCAACAAAUGACGCUUCUAUGGAAAAUGAAGAUGAGGUUGGAAAGGAAGAGGACAAGAAGAAUUCAACAACUGUUAACAAGGAGAAUAUUGUGACACGUGAGGAUUUAAAGAAAUCUUUAAUAGAUUUGGAACUGUCAAAGGUAAAGUGGGAGGCUGAGGAAUACUGGGACUUGCUCGAAAUCAGGAAGAGGUUUAGGGAAACAAAAGGCGGCAGGGAAGGUGUGACUAUUACUUCUCGAGCAGUUCCAUUUUAUUUGACUUUCAUGUUUCAACAAUCUCAAUCAAGGCUAAUGCUGAACUCUACCAUGUUCAGUUGA
This is a messenger RNA of Dioscorea cayenensis subsp. rotundata (Guinea yam), 1269 nucleotides long. RefSeq names its product la protein 1-like. The record is from RefSeq and is a predicted model, not a curated record. Gene Ontology annotation, cellular component: nucleus. Gene Ontology annotation, biological process: RNA processing. NCBI's taxonomy places the organism in Eukaryota, Viridiplantae, Streptophyta, Magnoliopsida, Dioscoreales, Dioscoreaceae. Gene Ontology annotation, molecular function: mRNA binding.